UAACACCAACCAGUAGUGGCCACUGAGAGAGUCUGAAACGACAUUUGCCACUAAUAACACUCUAAUCAGUAAUCACCCUCCCUCCGCCACCAUGCCCCACCACCGUUUCCUCCUCAUCAUCUACCCAGCACAAGGCCACAUAAACCCAACACUCCAAUUCGCAAAACGCCUCAUCAGUUCCGGCGCCGAACACGUCACUCUAUGCACCACCCUCCACACCUACCGUCGCAUUUCCAACAAACCCACCCUCCCCAACCUCACCCUCCUCCCCUUCUCCGACGGCUUCGACGACGGCUUCAAACUCACCCCCGACACCGACUACUCGCUCUACGCCACUGAGCUCAAGCGCCGCGGCACUGAAUUCGUCACCGACCUCAUCCUCUCCGCUGCACAGGAGGGUAAACCUUUCACCUGCCUUAUCUACACCCUGCUUCUCCACUGGGCAGCUGAGGCGGCGCGUGGGCUUCACCUCCCCACCGCUUUACUCUGGGUUCAACCAGCCACAGUGUUGGACAUCAUCUACUACUACUUCCAUGGAUACCAUGACUGCUUGCUCAGUAAAAUUGAAUUCGAAUUACCAGGAUUGCCAUUCUCGCUUUCACCCAGUGAUCUACCUUCGUUUCUAUUACCCUCGAAUGACUCUUUCAUUGUUUCUUACUUCGAAGAGCAGUUUCGCGAGCUUGACGUUGAAGCGAACCCGACAAUACUUGUUAACUCGUUUGAAGCAUUGGAGCCAGAAGCUAUGAGAGCUGUUGAAGAGUUCAACGUGAUUCCAAUCGGGCCGUUGAUUCCGUCGGCGUUCUUGGACGGGAAAGAUCUGAAUGAUACUUCAUUCGGCGGUGACAUCUUCCGCCUCUCGAACGGUUGCGCUGAGUGGCUGGACUUGCAGGCGGAGAAGUCGGUGGUUUAUGUGUCGUUUGGGAGUUUUGUUGUGCUGUCAAAGACUCAGAUGGAGGAAAUUGCACGUGCUCUGUUGGAUUGUGGACAUCCAUUCUUGUGGGUGAUUAGGGAAAUGGAGGAGGAGUUGAGUUGUAGAGAGGAAUUGGAAGAGAAGGGGAAGGUGGUGACAUGGUGUAGUCAAGUGGAGGUGUUGUCGCAUCGUUCAGUGGGUUGUUUUUUGACGCAUUGUGGGUGGAAUUCGACGAUGGAAAGCUUGGUUUCAGGGGUUCCUAUGGUGGCGUUUCCUCGGUUUAGUGAUCAGAUGACAAAUGCGAAGAUGGUGGAAGAUGUGUGGAAGAUUGGGGUGAGGAUGGAUCAUAGCGUGAAUGAGGAUGGGGUUGUGGAAGGAGGGGAAAUUAGGAAGUGUUUGGAUGCGGUGAUGGGGAAUGGAGAGAAAGCAGAGGAAGUGAGAAGGAAUGCAGAGAAAUUCAAGGGUUUGGCUAUGGAGGCAGGGAAGGAAGGUGGCUCUUCGGAAAAGAAUUUGAUGGCUUUUCUAGCGGUUGGUGGAUAUGGAUCAUGUAACUAGGAUAUGUGGCUGACCAAUUGGUGAUAAUUAUGUCUGAUUUUUCAUUCCUUUCGGGUUGUCUAAAUGACCCAAGAAAAGUUUGGGUUAAAUAACACAUAAUCCAAUCACAUUUAAGAUAAGUGAGUUGAAAUUUCUAUAUUUUAUUUAUUAAUUUAUUUUCAACUCUAACUCACUUAUCUCCAAUGCGAUUGAAUGAUGAGUUAUUUAACCCAAACUCUAUCAUGAGUCAUUUAAACAACUUCUUCCCUUUAUAAUAGAAAAAUGGUUGGUUUUUCCAAUGCACCAAAAAAAAAUGUAAACUUUUAUUUACAUAUGCAAUUGUUUAGUUAUAAA
Messenger RNA from Lotus japonicus, 1798 nucleotides. RefSeq names its product phloretin 4'-O-glucosyltransferase-like. Lineage: Eukaryota; Viridiplantae; Streptophyta; Magnoliopsida; Fabales; Fabaceae. The transcript has a single exon. The coding region runs from base 92 to 1465 and encodes 457 amino acids. Gene Ontology annotation, molecular function: UDP-glycosyltransferase activity. The record is from RefSeq and is a predicted model, not a curated record.